Messenger RNA from Chrysemys picta bellii (western painted turtle), 1836 nucleotides. The record is from RefSeq and is a predicted model, not a curated record. NCBI's taxonomy places the organism in Eukaryota, Metazoa, Chordata, Testudines, Emydidae.
CUGCCCCCGACCUGCCCCAGCCCCCCCUUCUAACCCCCCCCCCCCGGCUCCCUCUCAGAGCCCCCCGGCUGGUCCCCGCGCCCAGGAGGCAGCCAGCAGCAUGUGGGCCCGGGCCGGCUGAGCCCCGUCCCCGCGGGGAACAUGCGCCGGGUCCCUGCGGAGCUGGGAAUCCCCAGAUCCUGACAUGGCCACGCCGGGCACCGUGGGCUCUGACCUGCCGCUGGAGGAUGGGGAGCCUCCGCCCCCCAACUCGCCCGGAGCCCCCCGGACCCAGGUGAAGGAGGAGGGGCCCCAGUCGAGGCCGGAGGCAGUGAUCGCCCCAGAGACCGAGGUGCUGGGCACUGACGGGGAGGGGUCGACGCACAGUGCUGGUGAGAGGGCACCGGGGAGGGCCGGGACAGGGGGCACUGGGGAGACUAUGGGGGGAGAUUGGAGGGCACCGGGGAGAUUGGGGGGCUCUGGGGAGGUUUUGGCCCCCCCCCCGACCCCGCUCCCCCUCUUUCCAGGCGUGCUGUCGGAGGAGCAGCUGCGGAAGAAGAAGGUGCGGCGGCAGCAGCAGAAGGGGGCGGGAGGGGAGGCGCCGCUGCCGCAGGUGCCCCCCCUGCCCCCCACGCCCCUCGCCGAGCCGGCCCGGCUCAGCCCCCAGCAGGAGCUCAUGAUCCGGCAGCUGGUGGCCGCCCAACAGCAGUGCAACAAGCGCUCCUUCAGCGACCAGCCCAAGGUCACGCCAUGGCCCCUGGGCACCGACCCCAACAGCCGGGAGGCCCGACAGCAGCGCUUCGCCCACUUCACCGAGCUGGCCAUCAUCUCGGUGCAGGAGAUCGUCGACUUCGCCAAGCAGGUGCCCGGCUUCUUGCAGCUCACGAGAGAGGACCAGAUUGCGCUGCUCAAGGCCUGCACCAUUGAGAUCAUGCUGCUGGAGACGGCCCGGCGCUACAACCAUGAGACGGAGAGCAUCACCUUCCUGAAAGACUUCACCUACAGCAAGGACGACUUCCACCGCGCCGGUGCGAGGGCGGGGGGAGGGGGGGGCUGCGGGGGUGCAGGAGCCCACACACACACUGACCCGUCCCCCCAGGACCGGCUGAUGUUCCCGCGGAUGCUGAUGAAGCUGGUCGCCCUGCGCACGCUCAGCAGUGUCCACUCCGAGCAGGUGUUCGCCCUCCGUCUCCAGGACAAGAAGCUGCCCCCGCUGCUCUCCGAAAUCUGGGACGUGCACGAGUAAGGGGGGGCCGGACCUUCUCCCCCCCCAACGCAGACUGCAGGGACCCCUUCCCAGCCAGACCCUCCUCGAGGGGCCUCCAUGGACGGAGCAUCUCCAGUCACCGCCUGCAGGAGGCACUGUGUACUCCAUUGCUCCCCAAACUGGGGACCCCCGAGCCGGGGGAGUGGGCGGGCAGCCUCAGAGACUAUGGGGGGCUGCCGUGGGUCGGCCCAGCCCCCUCCCCCCAUCUGGGGAGGGCUAUGAAGCACUUUUCUCUGCCCCGCUACCACUUACCUGCCCCAGGGGAGCCUGCCGGGGGGUUGGGGUGGGGGCUUCAGGGCUGAGUUGACCCCAGCCCUGUGAUGGAGCGUGGAGCUGGGGGCCCCCCCUCCGCCAACACCAACAGCUGUAUUUAUUGGGGGGUCAUCACGGGGGUGGAGCAAUGCCCCCUCCCCCCAACCUGGGUCCCCCCCAGCAGACGGGACCCUGACCCCCCCACGCUGCUUCCUGCUGUGCACAGGCCGUGAGUGCCCCCCGCUGGACUCGGGCUGCAUGGACGGGGCGGCUGGGGGUGCCCCUUCCCCCGACAGGGCGCAGACCCCUGUGGAAAUAAAGCAAAUCAUGGCACAGCA